CAGCCGUGGACAGUCCCAGCCGGUGAUUCUUGCGUCGGUUUCUCGCUCAGCUGAACCUCCGCAGAAGGUCUUUCUGUGUAGCCGGUUAGCAUCAUGGCGAACGUGGUGGAUACUAAGCUAUACGACAUCCUCGGAGUUUCACCGUCUGCCUCUGAAAAUGAACUGAAAAAGGCCUACCGCAAAUUGGCCAAAGAGUACCACCCUGACAAGAACCCCGAUGCUGGAGACAAGUUUAAAGAAAUCAGUUUUGCCUAUGAGGUGCUGACAAACCCAGAAAAGAAGGAGCUUUACGAUCGCUAUGGAGAACAGGGGCUACGGGAGGGAGGUGGUGGAGGGCCUGGCAUGGAUGAUAUCUUCUCUCACAUCUUUGGCGGAGGACUGUUUGGGUUCAUGGGGGGACAGGGCAGAGGACGCAAUGGAGGCAGGAGGAGAGGAGAUGAUAUGGUACACCCCCUGAAAGUUUCUCUUGAAGACCUCUACAAUGGCAAAACCACCAAACUGCAGCUCAGUAAGAAUGUGCUGUGUGGUGCCUGUAAUGGUCAGGGGGGUAAGGCAGGAGCUGUGCAGAAAUGUGUGGCAUGCAGAGGACGAGGUAUGAGAAUUAUGAUUAGACAGCUGGCCCCUGGGAUGGUCCAACAGAUGCAAUCAGUUUGCACAGACUGCAAUGGAGAGGGUGAGGUGAUAAACGAGAAGGACCGCUGCAGAAAGUGUGAGGGUCAUAAGGUGUGUAAGGAGACUAAGCUUCUGGAGGUGCAUGUGGACAAAGGCAUGAGACAUGGACAGAAGAUCACAUUCUCUGGGGAAGCUGACCAAGCACCAGGUGUCGAGCCAGGAGAUAUAGUCCUCGUGCUGCAAGAGAAAGAACAUGAGGAAUUCCGCCGUGAGGGCAGCGACCUUCACAUGGUGCAACGCAUUGGCCUUGUCGAGGCUCUGUGUGGCUUCCAGAUGACAGUCACACAUCUUGAUGGACGUCAGUUGCUUGUCAAAUAUCCACCUGGCAAGGUCAUCGAGCCAGGCUGUAUUCGAAUGGUGAAGGGAGAGGGAAUGCCUCAGUACAAAAACCCAUUUGAGAAAGGAGACCUUUACGUCAAGUUUGACGUCCAGUUCCCUGAAAACAACUGGAUUAGCCCUGAAAAACUGAAUGAACUCGAGUGCUUGUUGCCUGCUCGCGCUGAGAAUCCAGUUAUUUCAGCAGAUGCAGAGGAAGUUGACCUGACAGAAUUUGACAAGAGUCAAGGGUCAGGAGGAGGAGCCAGAAAAGAGGCCUACAAUGAUAGCUCUGAUGAGGAGGGGGGCCACCAUGGCCCAGGGGUACAAUGCGCACACCAAUAGAAAGACUCAUACAUAAACAUGCACACACAUAAAUACAUAAACAUCCCUUGACUCCCAUUGCUAACACCAUUCAAGACUUGACGCACAUACAUGCAGAUUAAUCUCCUUUCAUGAUUACUAUGAAAGAGAUACACACAUAUAUCCACCCUCCUCAGUUCCAUGGUGCCCAUAAGUCAGAGAUAUGCUGGACGUGUGAUGACCAUUUUGUGUUUAUGGACAGUAGUGCUCAUCAAAGCCUCCAGCAAGAAGGUUAACUGACUGAACUUGACUUGGACCGCCCUGUUUUCAUCCUAGGCUUUUACCUUUCACUGUGGGAAACACCAGUCUAGUGUAAAAAAUGCAAAUAUUGUUGACUAUCUUGUAUAAGGUGUAGUUUAGUCUUUCACACACAAGCGCAUGCUGCUUUCUUGCCGAAGAUCUUGCACAUGUAGAUCCAGGGUCUGGACAGGACACUACGGAGAAAUCUGACACCACACCUGUUUAAAUUUCAGCGUGUCACUCUUAUCAAAAGUGCCCUGCUAUCAUAUGAGCUGGCCUGAUAACAAACCCUAAAAGUGUGUCCUCCGCACAGCCUGCUGAGAGCGUUUAAUCCACCUCAUCCUCUAAGAAGAACUGUCAUAUUUCGAAAAUGUGGUUUUUAGUUCCCAGCUGUCACAUUGCAAAAAUAUUAAAGCCCUGAGUAAAGAACCUGUCAGCCAGGCACCAUGUUUUUGUUUUUCUUUUAGUUUGGAUUUCUAACUUGUUGGUUUGAAUGUUAGUGUGUUCGAGACCACAGAACUUGAACCUAAGUUGCAUACUCUUCAUCUGAUUUGAGGACACACUUGUGUACUUCGUAUGUCUGUCUGUGUAAUGCAGUGGCUCGGUGUGUGUGAGCUGCUGUGGAAUGUUCUGGCUUAUUAGAGUGAUAGGUAUUCCUGCUUUGUGUUGGACUGCAGUGCGAGUGGACAUUAUAUAGGGUCAAUUUAAGAGGAAAAAAAACAGAAUGUUUAUUUGCUGAGAAUCUCUCCCAUGUAGACAUUUUCCCUCUAUUCACCAGGAACAAGAGAGGAGGAUUUCCUCUCUUGCAGGAAAACCACUGGGCCCGCACCAAACCUCUGUAUUAUACAUAUCUGCCCAUCAUAGAGUUGUUAGCCAAACCUACAUCCUUUUCUGUCUUACAAUAGUCCCAUCCCCAUAAACCUGUAAAUAAGUACUGCCCCAGUCCAUAGGUGCAUUCAAAGUCUACAGCAGUGUCCUUUGUCUAGUCACAUUAUUUCUUACACAAGUGAGUAAUGGCCAGCAGUGCCAAUAUAAAUGUUAUGUUCACAUGAAGGAGAAGUUGAUGGAUCUCUGUAGACUGCUAUCAUGCACCUCUGUGACUCAUCGUGUAUGAAAUUUAGGCCACAGGGGGGGGGUCAUGUGUACACAACUAAAGGGGGUCAUUGAUAAAUGACAUUACUGUUGAUGCUUAUGUUUGUCAAGAUGAUAAUUAAACUGUAUAAUAAACAGUCACUUCAAAUUUGA
Messenger RNA from Plectropomus leopardus (leopard coralgrouper), 2835 nucleotides. RefSeq names its product DnaJ heat shock protein family (Hsp40) member A2b (gene dnaja2b). Gene Ontology annotation, molecular function: ATP binding; Hsp70 protein binding. Gene Ontology annotation, biological process: response to heat; protein folding. The record is from RefSeq and is a predicted model, not a curated record. Lineage: Eukaryota; Metazoa; Chordata; Actinopteri; Perciformes; Serranidae.